ACGGGUAUUUAGUUUUGGAAAUACGCGAUUUGUACUAGCGCGAGGUGGAAGUAUAUGCCAUGGCUGGUAAAAGACAAGCAACUUCAGAUUUGAAUCACGACAACUGGGAUCGUGACGAGGAGCCAGAGGAACGUGGAACCUUCAAGACUGCCAAUGAGAAUGAACUGAAAACUCGUGUUAUCAAAAAAGCGGCCAGACGUAGAGUAGCCGGUGCCGAUGCCGCUGAUGGUGGUUCAGCCACCAAGAGCAUUUUCAGUGGUUUCUCUGGUUUUGGAAAACCACCCGCCUCAACAGCAACAAGCGCAGGAGCUUCGCCCUUUUCAUUUCUUUCGAAAAUACCAGCUGCUAAUACGGGCGCUGAAGCUGCAAAACCUGCAGCAGCAACAUUUUCAUUUGGCUCUAGCAACACCAUCGCCACCACAGCAUCUAAUACUAAGGACACUAAGGAUAACACUUCUAACAAUGCGGAAACAACUUCGGAAUACUAUGGCAAACUAAAGGGUCUUAAUCAAGCAGUCAGUGAAUGGAUCAAAACGCAUGUGGACAAAAAUCCUUUGUGUAUACUAACCCCGAUUUUCAAAGACUACGAGAAAUAUUUGGCCGAGCUAGAGAAGGAGAAGACAAAGACAACUGAUAAGGGUAGUACAAAUGCCACAAACGACACCAAAUUGUCCAGCACAAGCACUUCGUCAGCUGGCAUGGGAACUUUUAAGUUUUCCGAUACCAGUUCUGCAGCAAAACCAACCACAGCGCCAACAUUUUCCUUUAACUCCGGUGCGUCUAGUUCCAACGAAUCCGCGGCCAAAACAAAUGGCUUUAGUUUUGGUUUGAAAAAGCCCGAGGAAUCACCAGCAAAGGACGCCAAAGCAGCAACCAGUACUUUCUCUUUUGGUCUGAAGACGAGCACGGAGAGCGGUGCAACAACCAGUUCAUCUACGACCACCACAGCAAGCACAGGUUUUACAUUUGGCAAACCAGCCACUACAAGUACGACUGAAGGUUCAACAUCGGCAGCGGCACCUAAACCAUUUUCAUUCACCCCUGGCGGCACACCAUUUUCUUUUGCCAAUAUAAAACCACCGGAGGCUCCUGCUGCCUCCACUGAAAACGAUGAAGAAGAUGAAGAACCUCCCAAAAAUGAAUUCAAACAGGUGGUAGAAGAAGAUGCCGUCUACUCCAAGAAGUGCAAAGUCUACGUCAAAAAGGAUGGCAAUUUCGUGGACAAAGGUGUGGGCACUCUCUAUUUGAAGCCAGUCGAGUCGAGUGAAAAAACCCAGUUGAUUGUACGAGCCGACACAAAUUUGGGCAAUAUUUUGGUCAAUUUAAUUUUGAGCUCCGCCAUUCCGGCCCAGCGUAUGGGUAAGAAUAAUGUCAUGAUGGUUUGCAUACCAACUCCUGAGGUGGAGAAACCCACACCAAUGUUGCUGCGUGUCAAGAGCGGCGAUGAGGCUGAUGAAUUAUUGGCUAACAUUGAAAAAUAUAAGAAAUAAAAACUGAAAUUCAUUAAGAGAAGGAUGAAUGCAGGAUCCUGCGAAGAGCUGCAAACGAGAAGACACCAUUUGAUUAUCUUCCUUCCGGGGAAACACACAGUUUUUUAUGUUAUGCGUACUGCACACAAGAGAGAAUAAAUUUCAAAGUUAAAAAUUAAACACAAAAGUGCCAUUUUCUGAAUAUGGCCGAAA
This is a messenger RNA of Stomoxys calcitrans (stable fly), 1682 nucleotides long. It is a transcript of the gene Nup50, whose product is annotated as nuclear pore complex protein Nup50. The transcript has a single exon. NCBI's taxonomy places the organism in Eukaryota, Metazoa, Arthropoda, Insecta, Diptera, Muscidae. Gene Ontology annotation, biological process: protein import into nucleus. Gene Ontology annotation, cellular component: nuclear pore. The record is from RefSeq and is a predicted model, not a curated record. Bases 60 to 1490 code for a protein of 476 amino acids.